Messenger RNA from Phaedon cochleariae (mustard beetle), 2039 nucleotides. Lineage: Eukaryota; Metazoa; Arthropoda; Insecta; Coleoptera; Chrysomelidae. The record is from the annotation of a GenBank genome assembly.
AGGAAUCAAAACGGUAAAAAGUACCAACUUCAGGGGCUACUUUUAUAACUGAAAACCUACUCUUGAACCAAAACAUGAAAUUUUUGUUGAUUUUCUUAAUAUUUUACAUUUCUUCAACUUCAACGUUUGCUAAAAAAUCUCAAGAUGAAAAGAAACCAGACUGGGCUAAAAAAGAUAUAAGAGAUUACACAGAUGCAGACAUGGAGAGACUGCUGGAUCAGUGGGAGGAAGAUGAAGAACCCCUUCCUGAAGAUGAACUACCUGAACAUCUUCGCCCCAUGCCACAACUGAAUCUCAAUGAAUUGAAUCCUGAUAACCCUGAGGAGCUUCUGCAAACUACCAAAAAAGGAAGAACCUUGAUGACAUUUGUUCAAGUUGUUGGGAAUCCAAGUAGGGAUGAAGCUGAAGAGAUAACCAAACUGUGGCAAACCAGUUUAUGGAACAAUCACAUCCAGGCUGAGAGGCCAUGGAAACUCCAUAAAGCUGCAGGCGAAACACUCAAAAAGUAUAGCUCAACAGAAUGGACAAAUUUGACUGAAAGGCCAAAGGUAAAAGUGACUGAUAUGCCACCAAUGAGUGAACCUGUUAAAGGUUUGCCUAGGCCGGUUUACAUAAAUUUUAAGGAAGAAAAUCAGCGGACAAAAGUCUCUGUUUUGUCAAAUGGACUGACUGUAGCUUCAGAGGAAAGAUUUGGGGAAUUUUGUACCGUUGGAGUUGUUGUUGACUCAGGUCCAAGAUAUGAAGUAGCAUAUCCUAGUGGAAUCUCUCAUUUUUUAGAAAAACUAGCAUUCAAUUCUACUAAGCACUACCCUAAUAGGGAUGACAUGAUUGAUAAACUGGAGAGACAUGGUGGCAUAUGUGACAGUCAGGCUUCCAGAGAUACAUUCAUAUAUGCUGCAUCUGCAUACACUUCUGGAUUGGAUGAUGUCAUUCAGCUGCUUUCUGAGGCUGCCCUGAGACCUCGCAUCACUGAUGAGGAAGUAGAAGUUGCCAGACAGGCUAUCAAUUUUGAGCUGGAAACUUUGAAUAUGAGACCUGAACAAGAAACUAUUUUGAUGGAUAUGAUCCAUGCGGCGGCGUACAAAGACAACACGUUAGGACUGGCCAAACUGUGUCCGGCAGAAAACCUCCCUAAAAUCGACAGAGAGAUGAUAUUCACGUACUUGAGCCACCACUAUACGCCCCAGAGGAUGGUGAUAGCUGGCGUAGGGGUGGACCAUCAAAAGCUGGUCGACACCGUGCAAAAGUACUUCGUGGAUGUCAAACCACUGUGGGAGUCCGAUCCGCACAUUGUGCACCACAGGAAAAAUUUGAAUACCGAUCAUAGUGUGGCACAAUAUACCGGAGGGAUGGUUCAGGAAGAAUGUGAUAUACCGCAGUUCGCUUCUGCCGGGCUGCCGGUUCUUUCGCACAUAGUCAUCGGCCUGGAGAGUUGCUCGCACCAGGACCAAGACUUCAUCGCUAUGUGCGUUCUGAACAUGAUGAUGGGUGGUGGGGGGUCGUUCAGUGCGGGGGGGCCCGGGAAAGGGAUGUUCACUAGGUUAUAUACGAAUGUUUUGAAUAGGUACCACUGGAUGUACAGUGCGACCGCUUACAACCACGCCUACGCCGACACAGGACUAUUUUGUAUUCACGCUAGCGCUCCUCCAACGCACGUCAGAGACAUGGUCGAGGUUAUCGUCAAAGAAUUGGUGGCGAUGACUGGAAAUGUGACCACGCAAGAAUUACAAAGAGCCAAAACGCAGCUGCAAUCGAUGUUGUUGAUGAACUUGGAAUCUAGGCCGGUGAUGUUCGAGGAUAUCGGCAGACAAGUAUUAGCAACAGGGCAACGUAAACGACCGAAGUAUUUUAUCAAUGAAAUAGAAAAAAUCACCAAGGAUGACAUUAUGUACGUUGCCAAGAGACUGCUGGGUUCGCAACCCUCGGUCGCCGGCAGGGGAGACCUGAGAAAAAUGCCCUCUUUGGAGUACAUCCAAGCCGGCUUGAUAGACAGCGAAGGGCGGAUGCCGAGCGGCAGGAAAUUAUCUUUGUUUAGGUAG